AUGUCUUCCGACGACGAACGCCAGAAGGCUCUCGACUCGUACCGUGGCAAGCUGCUCGAAUCACGAGAAUGGGAGGCGAAGCUCAAGGCCCUCCGGCUUGAGAUAAAGGACCUGCAGAGGGAGUACGACCGUACCGAGGACAACAUCAAGGCGCUGCAGAGUGUUGGUCAGAUUAUCGGCGAGGUCCUGAAGCAACUCGAUGACGAAAGAUUUAUCGUCAAGGCCUCCUCCGGCCCCAGAUAUGUCGUCGGAUGCAGAUCAAAGGUCGACAAGGCCAAGCUCAAGCAGGGCACUCGUGUUGCCCUCGACAUGACGACACUCACCAUCAUGCGGAUGCUUCCCCGCGAAGUCGACCCCCUCGUUUACAACAUGUCUUUGGAAGACCCUGGUCAGGUAAGCUUCGCCGGAAUCGGUGGUCUUAACGACCAGAUUCGCGAGCUGCGGGAGGUUAUCGAGCUGCCGCUCAAGAACCCCGAGCUCUUCCUACGUGUGGGCAUCAAGCCUCCCAAGGGUGUUUUGCUCUACGGACCUCCCGGUACGGGAAAGACACUUCUGGCUCGUGCUGUCGCGAGCAGUCUCGAAACAAACUUCUUGAAGGUCGUCUCGUCAGCAAUCGUCGACAAAUACAUCGGAGAGUCCGCACGAUUGAUUCGCGAAAUGUUCGGAUACGCCAAGGAGCACGAGCCCUGCAUCAUCUUCAUGGACGAAAUCGACGCUAUCGGUGGACGCAGAUUCUCCGAGGGAACCAGUGCAGACCGUGAAAUUCAGAGAACGCUCAUGGAGCUGCUGAACCAGCUCGACGGUUUCGACUACUUGGGCAAGACUAAAAUCAUCAUGGCAACGAACAGACCCGAUACUCUCGACCCCGCCCUGCUUCGUGCCGGUCGUCUGGAUCGUAAGAUCGAAAUUGCUCUGCCGAACGAGGUCGGACGGUUGGAGAUUCUCAAGAUUCAUGCGUCUGGUGUGGUGACGGAGGGCGAGAUUGACUUUGAGAGCGUGGUGAAGAUGAGCGAUGGUCUCAACGGUGCGGAUUUGAGAAACGUCGUUACGGAAGCUGGUCUGUUUGCCAUCAAGGACUAUCGGGAUGCAAUCAACCAGGACGACUUCAACAAGGCGGUGCGCAAGGUCGCCGAGGCCAAGAAGCUGGAGGGCAAGCUCGAGUACCAGAAGUUGUAA
Molecule: messenger RNA, 1176 nt
Organism: Colletotrichum truncatum
Lineage: Eukaryota; Fungi; Ascomycota; Sordariomycetes; Glomerellales; Glomerellaceae
Product: 26S protease subunit rpt4
Biological process (GO): positive regulation of RNA polymerase II transcription preinitiation complex assembly
Cellular component (GO): cytosolic proteasome complex; proteasome regulatory particle, base subcomplex
Molecular function (GO): ATP hydrolysis activity; ATP binding; proteasome-activating activity
Source: RefSeq, a predicted model, not a curated record